Messenger RNA from Pseudopipra pipra, 3044 nucleotides. RefSeq names its product SREBF pathway regulator in golgi 1 (gene SPRING1). Bases 207 to 824 code for a protein of 205 amino acids. Gene Ontology annotation, biological process: positive regulation of SREBP signaling pathway. The record is from RefSeq and is a predicted model, not a curated record. The transcript has 5 exons. Lineage: Eukaryota; Metazoa; Chordata; Aves; Passeriformes; Pipridae.
CCGGCGGAAGCGCUCGGGCCGCGCCGGGGCCGCCGCCGCUCCCGGGGCUCCCGCUCCCUCCCGGGGCUCCCGCCGCUCCCGGGGCUCCCGCUCCCUCCCGGGGGUCCCGCCGCUCCCGGGGCUCCCGCUCCCUCCCGGGGCUCCCGCCGCUCCCGGGCCGCCGGGGAUGCGGGUGCCGGGCCGUCCCCGCUGGAGCUGAGCCCGCCAUGGUGCCCUGCGGGGCCGUGCUGUGGCGGCGGCUGCUCAGGAAGCGCUGGGUGCUCGGCCUCGUGUUCGGGCUCUCGCUCGUUUACUUCAUCACCAGCACCUUCAAGCAGGAAGAGAGGAUGGUGAGAGAUCGGAAUCUCCUCCAAGUGCAGGAGCACGAGCAGCCCAUCCUGUGGAAGGUGAAGUUCAGCCCAGGAAACAGCAGCCAGCUGAGUAACCAGUGCAGGAAUUCUGUGCAGGGGAAGCUCCUCAUUACAGAUGAACUGGGGUACAUCUGUGAGAGGAAGGACCUGCUGGUGAAUGGCUGCUGUGACGUGCACGUGCCCAGCACGAAGCUGUUCAGCUGUGAGAGCUGCCUUCCCAACGGCUGCUGCAGCAUCUACGAGUACUGUGUGUCCUGCUGCCUCCAGCCCAGCAAGCAACAUCUCCUGGAGCGUUUCCUGAACCGGGCAGCUAUUGCUUUCCAAAACCUCUUCAUGGCAGUGGAGGAUCACUUUGAGCUGUGUCUGGCCAAAUGCAGGACUUCAUCACAGAGUGUGCAGCACGAGAACACCUACAGAGACCCCAUUGCCAAGUACUGCUAUGGGGAAUAUCCCCCCGAGCUCCUGCCUGUGUGAAAGCUGAGGGAUCUGAGCAACAGAGGGAAGGAACUGGAGACUGGAAGCCAAAGGAACAAGACACCAGCUGCUGCUUUACAAGAGCCUCAGUGCAAAUGGCUUGUGUUGGGUGUGGGGGCAGAGCCAGAGGUGUCAGAGUGAGCAAGGAACUCCAGUUCUCUGGGACUGAAUCUUGCUUCCUUCACUUUGUUGUGCACCUGUGCUAGCACUGUGCCACAGUACCAGUAUUUCCUUGGAGUAUUUCCUCUGUAUUUUAGGAUCUAGGCUGUAAAACACCGUGGGGAAAAAUAUCUAAUGUGGCUUUGCAGCUGUAAAUGGAGGUUCAGUUGUGUCUCUGCAGUCCAGAGACUUUCCAGAGAGACAGGAAUAAUGGGAGGAUUUCUGCUUUUAGAGAGAAAAGCACGCUUUGCUUCUCUCUCUGCAACCCCUCUUGACAUGCAUGGUGUACACUACAUGUGUAAUUAUGAAUUAUUUAUUCUUUUUAUAUGGAUUACUAGCUGAAAGUAUUGAUGCUUUGCAGAGCUAGUGGUUGGUGCCUUUCAGUCCCUGUUUUGCUGUGUCAGCUAGAAAGGAUGUUUUAGAUCCUGACUAAAGUUGGUUGGUUUUUCUUCCUCUUUAGUCUAAAGGAAUUGUGUUGGGAUUUGUCACUAUAGUGCUUAUGUUCCUCUUAGUGAGUUUAAAGCAUUCAGAACUCCAAUGGAGUUGUUAUUCUGUCCAAGUCCUGCAGCACGAGAGAAGAGCAGGGAUCUGCCUGGGGUGGGAUGUUGAUUGUUUGUUGUAAAUACUUCCCUUGUUACUCUGCAACAGUUUCCUCAAAGAGGAGUCUCAGUUUUGUGAACAGCUCUCUCUGCUGGUCCCCUUGCUGACAGGGAACACUGGAGGGCUGUUUGCUUGAACUUGGUAAAUCAAAUGUUCUUCACUCCUGGUUGUGCAGGAGGCAAAAGGGUGGAGCUGUUCUGGGACCUCAGUUUCAUGAUGUCCUGGUGCAUGAAGUAAUUCCAGUGUCAGAACGUGCCCUCUGAGGACAACUGUGUUGCAUGAGCUCAGCUAAACAGUCAGGGUGCUUUUGAUUUGCUGUUUGACACACUUGCUGCUCUGGAAUCUUGGUCUGAUCAGAAUGGCACCAGGCCAGGGUUGGUUCUCCCACAAUUUCUCCUGGCUCUCUAAAGUUGCAGUUUAAAUUGUCUCCUUCUAAAGGCCACACAACACAGAAAAGAUGGGUAGAGAACCAGUAAAAUGCUGACUAAAUUUGUGCUCCCCCUGCAAGUCACUGGGCAAAGUCUAAGCACUAGACUGAACUGGGUUGUUCUUUUCUGUAAAGUGAUUCAUUUCUCUUGUUUUUACCCCACCCAUCUCCUCAUGAUUUGGACUUUGUGUGUGCCUGCUUGAACUGCAUUAGAUAAAAAAGUAAAUAAAAUGUAGAUAAAAAUCUACAGAGGCUUUAAAGAAAAAACAAAGACAAACCCUAAACACAGGGGUGGAAUAUCGAGGUGCAAAAGAACUGUAGAAUGCUGUGCAAUUACAUAUGAUACAAACAAGAAAUAAGUACCAACCAUCUCAUAAAAUCCAUUUGCAUUGUUUUCAUUGUUCUUUCCCAGAAGCCAUCAUGUGAAAUAACGGUUCCAUCAGCAGUUUUCUCUUUGAAAUCUUGUUUUUCCACAGGCUCCAGGGCUCUGGCAUUAGCAGUUUGUGCAGUUUAUCCCUUUGCUGCCAUCCCGUGGCAACGUGCAGACGUGUGUGAGGCUGCAGUGUGGAGUCCUGUCUUCAGAGGGUAGCAGAGGUUGCUUCUCUUUUCAGCGUUAAGCACAUUCCUCAGCCCUUCCCAGCACUCCAUAACCGUUUUCCUUAGGGAAGGCCAUCAGGUUGCUCUGUCAGACCAUUCCUGCUGAGGUGUAUUCCAGCACUGCGUGGGUUUGCACCGUGACUGAUGAGAUCAAGAUGCUGAUGGCCUGCUCCUGCUUUCUUUUCCAACUUGAUAUUAAUUCCUUAGCUGGUCAUACCACUGCUUGAAGCAGUAAUUGUAAGAAAUCAGAAGAACCAGCCUAAUUUGGACAAUGUUUGUGAGAAUUCCUGGCCCUUUUCUCUCCUAGAAAAACAGGACGAGAUCAGAAGUGCAUUGUGACCACUGUCAAUGGGACAGAAACUGCAUCCUCCCUCCCUGGUUGUUGAGCUGUUCAACUAGUUAGUUUAUGUUAAAUCAUUAAAAUGUUCCAAAAUGCU